Messenger RNA from Pantherophis guttatus, 868 nucleotides. Lineage: Eukaryota; Metazoa; Chordata; Lepidosauria; Squamata; Colubridae. The record is from RefSeq and is a predicted model, not a curated record.
UGAGUUCAUUCCAGUUUCCCAAUAUGUCAGUUGUCCAGAGAAAAUUUGGGAGUUUAACAAAACAGCAAUCAGGAGAUGCCAUGUUUAUUAUUGACCAGGAUGCAAUGUUGUCCCCUAAAUGGCUCAACCAGAUGCAAAAAGGUGCACCAAAUGUCCAGAGGAUCAGCAUCCAAAUGAGAAACGAGAUCAGUGCAUCCCCAAGAUCAUAAUUUUCCUAUCCUAUAGAGGACUUCUCGGGAAUAUACUGGUUUCUGCUGCUCUGAUCUUGUCUUUAGCCACAGUGCUUGUGUUAGCAAUCUUUAUUAAACACUUAGAAACUCCAAUAGUCAAAGCCAACAACCGUGACCUCUCUUAUAUCCUUCUUAUCUCCCUAUUGUUCUCCUUCCUGACCUCCUUUCUCUACAUUGGCCAGCCAAGGAAAGUCACUUGCCUUCUCCGUCAAACCUUUUUCAGCAUUGUCUUCUCAACUGCUGUCUCCUCAGUCUUAGCCAAGACAAUCACAGUAGUGUUGGCCUUCUUGGCCACAAAGCCAGGCAACACCAUGAGGAGGUGGCUGGGGAAGUCUCUGGCCAAUUCCCUUGUCCUUUCUUGUUCUGGGAUUCAAAUUCUCAUUUGUUCCAUCUGGUUAGGAGUCUCUCCCCCCUUUCCUGAGUCAGACCUCCACUCCCAGUCUGGAGAGAUUGUCUUGCAAUGUAACGAAGGGUCUAUUACCAUGUUUUAUGGAGCCCUGGGCUACAUGGGCUUCUUGGCUAUCAUUAGUUUCACAGUGGCUUUCCUGGCCAGGAAUCUGCCUGGAACCUUCAAUGAAGCCAAGCUGAUCACAUUCAGCAUGCUUGUCUUCUGCAGCAGCCUGAUGAAAAAGCACUGA